GUGGCACCAGGGUUGGAGGAGGAACCACCACCCAAAAUCCCCGCAUUAGCUUCCGUCAAGCAAAACCGGCAAGCACAAGAGCCGCCCUGAAUAGAAAGUACUCGAGACAUUUAAACAAACAAGUGCAGGCGAAUCUCACCCUUAGAGCCAUCUUGCCACCAAACCCACCAUUACCUGUGCAUUUUACCUUGGAUUAAUCAUAAAAGGUUAUCAGAUCACAACACAAGGGAUAUCCUCCUCCCUUUCAUACUAAUGUAACUGGCAAUCACCAUAGGGCGGAGGUAUGAAACAAUAAAUAUAUUAAACAAUUAUUACGAAAUAUAAAGGGUAAAUCGCCUUGACUUGAGUGUGAGGGCGCAGGGAACAUGGCUGCUGUGGUGAGGUCGCGGAUCUUCUUUUCCUGUGUUGUGCGCUUCUCCGACCGUGAAUCUAUUGCCUGAAUUGGCCAGCAAGCAGAUAAAUAUGGCUGACCCCGAAGAAUCUGCAGGAGCUGAUGAUGAUAUUGCUCUCGGUGACAUCACUGAGCAGACGAACACGUCCUGUAAUAGUGAUGCUCAGGAUCCAGAGGUUUUGCUUGAGUCAUUCCGCAAGGAAUGGCAGAGGGAACUGGAGGAGUGCGGGAGCAGAGGUCUUCAGCAGGCCUUGGCAAGGCCAUCUCCCACUGGAGGGCCUGCCAUAGGACCUCCAGUAAGAUCUCAAGUGGCACAGAAGCCCCCGAGACCACAGAAGCCUGCCACCCCAGUCCAUGGAAACUCUGGGCUCCUGCAAGGGACACUUAGCACAGAUGAAGGAGGAGGAGAAGGAGGAGGAGGGGAAGGAGGAGGAGGAGGAGGCAGUGGAGAGGUAGAGGGAAGUGAGGUCAGUGUUAGUGAGAAUAACAACAGCAGUGAAGUUGGUAACAAUUUGAGCAAUAGCAAUAUGGGAAACAGUCAUGACACAAGCAACAGCACUUUGAAUACUACUGAAGGUCCAAAAGAAGACACCAGGUCAGAUGUGGAGAUUAAGGCUACAGAACUGUUCAACAAAGCAGUUGAGCUUGAGCAGAGUGGAUGUUUGUAUGAAGCCAUCCAGUUCUACAGGCGAGCCAUGACGCUUGUGCCUGACAUAGAGUUUAGAGCACACCGCCACAACAUGCUGGAAAGGCCAGAGGGCAUCCGUUGCAUUUGCUCUGAGACUGAGGGAGAGGACACUGGUAAUGAAGAUGUUUUGGAUGAUGAGGACCUUCAGGAUCUCACUGCUCGCUUCCAGUUGCUCAUGGCUCCCGCACAGGCUAUGUGUUCCCCGCAGUUUGAGCAAGAGGCCGCGCACAUAUCAUGCCUGCCGCCAGAAAUGUUAGACCGCAUAAUGAGAUGGGUUGUUGGUAACGACUUGGACAUUCGCUCCCUGGAGCAAGUGUCUCGUGUGUGUCACGGAUUCUACCUUAUAGCUAGGAAUCCUGAGAUCUGGCACAAAGCUUGCGUCAAGAUCUGGGGAAUCAACACAGGCACCCCAGGAGUGUAUGGAUCUUGGAGGCAGAUGUUCAUACACAGGCCUCAUCCACGAUUCAACGGUUGUUACAUCUCCCGGACAACCUAUUUCCGUUGUGGUGCAAGCAACUUUCGGGAUGCAAACUAUCAGCCCUGGCAUGUGGUCCAGUACUAUCGAUAUGUGAGGUUCUUCCCUGAUGGGUUUGUGAGCAUGUUGACUACUCCAGAUGAACCAGUAUCUGUUGUCUCACACUUACGAACAAAAGAACCAAGGAACUUACAGGUUGUGAAAGGCGUGUACCGUUUCCAUGGACCAAAUGUAUCUCUUGUGUUGAGGCGUCAGUCUCGGGAGAUGCGUAACCGCAGAAAGGGCCGGAGGCAUCUGGGAGGAACUACUGAUGUUGCAGAAACCACCUUCCAGAUUGAGUUUGAAAUAAGACCCGUCAAACAGAGGCCUCAUUGGCAGCUUGUGUGGCGCAACUACACAAUAACAUCAACGUUCUACGAUGGUAAACAGAACACAUCUCAAAUCGAGGUCAAUGACACCAAUAAUUUUCCACCUUUAGCCUUCUCACGUGUGAAGAGCUAUACUAUGGAGAGUGAAAAGCCUCUCAUGUAAGGUGGAUUUAAGAAUUAUUGAAAAAGUUAGUUUUCCAUUCUUACAAGAUUCAUAUUAUCCUGAUGUAGAAAUUACAUAAAAUUAUGGGAUUUUAACCAGUAGGCAAUAAAAUAUAAUAGGCAAGAAAAUAUAAGAAUGAGGAUUUUUUUUGAGAAUAAAAUAUUUCUUAUUUUAAAAAGAAGAAUACUGAUUUUCAUUUUUUAAAAAAUGGCAUGUACACAUGCACAUACACACAAACACAUGCACACACACACGCAUGCACACACACACGCAUGCACACACACACACGCAUGCACACACACACACACACACACAGAGAUACAGAGGAUUUAUUUGAUUUUUAUUUUUGAAUGUUGAUAAAAGAAAACAGAUGUAGAGGGAUUAGAUAAUGAAAUCAAGAGCAGAGAAAAACUAAGUAGGAAUUAGUAAAUGAAUAAGUGAGUGCGUGUGUAUGUACGUUUGUUUAUGCUUGCGCUUCUAGGGGAGGGGACACACGAACAUGUAUGUACGCAAAUCAUAGACAAGGAAAGAACGUGAAAUUGAGUCAGAUAUGUAGGAAGGUUGGUCUGUAAUUAGAAGAGCACUGGAUACUAUAGAGUCUGAAGAAGGGUUUAUUUGCAAUAAGUGGGGUUUUGAGGACAGUCUUCAUCUUAUUUUUAUGAAUGAAUAAAAUGGUGAAUGCGUAAGAGAGAGAGAAAGAGUGAGAGUAAGUCAAUCAAAGUUUGUCAGUAUUCCUCUGUAUUAACUCAUUUUCACACUACAUGUCCCAAAACCCAUAAAGAGGAAUUAAGGUUUACUUAAAUCGUAAAAGUUCACAUUAUUGUAUCUCUCGUUGUUUCUGUGAUUUAAGCCAUAUGUUGAGGGAAAAGAGAAAAAAAUUUGUUGAUUUGUUAUGAUUUGCUGAAAAUAAUUUUUUUUGCAAGUUUAGAUUUUUAUUCUGCAAAUAUAGAAAAUCAACAUUUAUCUGGAAUGUUAUUUUGUACCAUUGGGAAAAAGUAAUUUUUCUUUUAUAGUAGAUUUAAUUGCCUGCUAUUGUAAGUUGGAUUCUGAGUAUGAAUUUUAUAUAGGUAUUUCUGUUGUAUCCCCAAGAAGAAGAAAAGUCAGUAGUAAUGCUGAUUUAGUUAUGAUGGAGCAUAACAUUUUAUAUGUAAUAGAAUGGGCAAUUCUGUUUUCCCCCAUCUUUUUUGCAUUCUCUUUUUUUUCCUCUUCUUGAUUUGCUGUUGUUUAACAGCCAAGGCUCAAGCUGUCCUUUGAUUCUCAAAAUUAAGUAGAUCUCAGACUUGAUGAUUUAGCAACACGUGCAAGCCAUACUUUAUUUGACAGCAUCAAUUAGCCUUUGCUCUCCUUCACAUUAUUAAGGUUAACGGUUGUACAGAAAUCUCCUUCUGUUACUCUGUAACCCCUGUAAUGUUUCUGUAAUCAACACUUCUAUGGUUAAUGAAUUGCAAGUGAUUGUAGGUCUCACUGACUGUGAACUGGUACAAAUUAAUGUGCAGCAUUUCAUUUGCCAUGGUUGAAGUUUGUGUGCAUCUUUUGUUACUGUGUGAAGUUGAUGUUGUUGAUGAACUCUUCAUAUAACAAUAGUAACCCAGUAAACUUAAGAUUUUUGUAGUAUGUGUAGUAUCAGCCACAAAGUAAUGAUGUCAUCAGUAGAUUAAUGGUGGGGUUUUUAUUUAGGCACUGUACUUGUUUCCUUCCCUUUGCAUCCCCUUUCUUGUUCACUUGAAGCAGCAAAAAAGAAAAAAUGGAAAUGUCGGGACUUUAAAAGUAUUUCAUUUUCUUAUAUCUUUCCUUGUCUUUUUUUCUUUUUCUUUUUUCAUUGCUUCUUCCUAACCACUCCUUCUUUGGAAGAAACUUUACACUGAAUACAAUGCUUAAUAACAGAGUGAGAUGAAGAGUCAGUCAAGUUUUCAUAUAUUCCCCACACAAUUUUGUAUUUUGCUGCACAAGCUUACUAUGAACA
Messenger RNA from Penaeus monodon (black tiger shrimp), 4048 nucleotides. RefSeq names its product F-box only protein 9-like. The transcript is spliced from 10 exons. Gene Ontology annotation, cellular component: SCF ubiquitin ligase complex. Gene Ontology annotation, molecular function: protein binding. The record is from RefSeq and is a predicted model, not a curated record. Bases 463 to 2085 code for a protein of 540 amino acids. Lineage: Eukaryota; Metazoa; Arthropoda; Malacostraca; Decapoda; Penaeidae. Gene Ontology annotation, biological process: SCF-dependent proteasomal ubiquitin-dependent protein catabolic process.